Nerophis lumbriciformis (worm pipefish) is the source of this 2997-nucleotide messenger RNA. RefSeq names its product tetratricopeptide repeat domain 27 (gene ttc27). The record is from RefSeq and is a predicted model, not a curated record. Lineage: Eukaryota; Metazoa; Chordata; Actinopteri; Syngnathiformes; Syngnathidae. Gene Ontology annotation, molecular function: protein binding.
CGCCUGCCUCAGAGGCUGGGAUCACGUGUUCCCAGAAUGCAACGCGCAACUGUCAUGGCUACCCACUGACGGCUCACACUGCACAUGGUAGCAAAUACAAACACAGUUCCCGUUUGAAUGAUAUACUAUUGACACAUUACUCCCCCUGUUUGGAUUUAUACACGUGGAGAUUUCGGUCGGAGUACGACGUAGCCGCUAUGACGCUAGUUGACGUGCAGCUCUCCAUCCUUCGAGGCUUUUUAACACCCAGCGAGGCGACGGAAUGGAAGCAAAACAUUUACACAAUUCCAGUGGCUGGCUCCUUGCUGGAGUACUUGAUGAAUGGGGACUUCAAGGCGGUUCUUAGGAGCACUUCAGAGCUGGUUCUGCUCGUUGGAGAUUGCACCUGCAGUGAGGGGGAGGACAUUGAGGCCUACCUGGAGCGACAGAUCCUGUUGUACCUGGAUGGUGGCGAAGAUGGGGAUCGAAACAACAGGGAACUGGUGGUGAUGGUCCUGGCUGUUUCUUGCCUACACAUGUUUGUUCAAAGUAACUGGACCGGUCCUUCGCUCUUCAUCGAGCUCUCUGACAUUCUGCCCUCAGCCCUGCUCUCCUCUCAGCCUCAGUCCAUGGUUGAAUCAAUCCACUCUUGCCUGCUCCUGGAUGGAGAAUCUGUUUACAGCCUGGUGGCCAACCCGUUCCUCCUCCUGCUGGCGAGGGUUAUUCUGACCAAAUGUUCUUCAAAGAUGAGCAGUCUUCAGUUGCUCCCCUGGUGGACUCUGCGCUACAUCAACCUGCACCAGCAAAUCCUGGAGGCGUGUUCUCAGCAGCUUCUCAACUUGGCACUCACAAGCAUGGAAGAAGUGCUGAAAUACAAGAGUCUGUUUUCUGAGCAGAGAAAUCUGUCCAUCCAGUUCCAUUUGGAGUGUGUGUACUGUAGCCUGGCCUACUAUGAAUACUCCACUGCCAAGGAACACAUCAAGAAAGCCCAGGAGCUCUCAAUGCUUGAUAUCAACAUGACUGGUGCUCUGGGAAAGCGUACCUAUUUCCAGGAAAAGUACUUGGCUCAACUCAUCCUCGAGGUCAAACGAAAGCAGGAUCAGCUUGGAAAUGCAGUUACUGAACCAAGUCCCUCACCAACACCAAAAACACUACUGCCCAAGGACUGCAGUCUUGGCGAUGACACCGUGUUAGACAAGCUGAAUUUAGCAGAACCAGACCAGUACGAGCUGCCGGACCUCAGUGCAGAGGACCAAGCUUUGAUCCUGGGUGUGUGCACUGAUUUUCAGAAGAACAACCCUGUCCACAAGCUGACACAAGAAGAACUCUUGGCCUUCACAUCAUGUUUACUGUCUCAGCCUAAGUUCUGGGCUGUGGAGAUGACAGCAGUAUGCCUCAGGACCAAACUGGAAAAAGGGAGUUCCCGAUGUGUUGAAAGAGCCAUGAUGCAAAUGCAGGCAGUUGCAGACCAUUUUGAAGACACAAACUGUCCUUUUACUGAGCGUCUAAAGGUCUUUUACUGCUGCCAUGCUCCAACCAAAUGGGUUAUUCAGAAACAAUUAGCUGCAUUGCUGAUAGAUCUCGGCUGCACCAGUUCAGCGCUGCUCAUUUAUGAAAAGCUGCAGCUAUGGGAAGACGUCAUCGUUUGCUGGGAGAGACUUGGCCAGCAUGGGAAGGCUGAAGAGCUAGUUCGUCAGGAGCUGGCAAAGAAGGAGACUCCCAGUCUGUACUGCCUACUUGGGGACAUCUUAAGAGAUCAUCAGUAUUAUGACAAAGCUUGGGAUCUGUCAGGCCAUCGCAGUGCCAGAGCCAUGCGCUCCAAAGCCCUGCUGCAUCUCCGUCAGAAAGAGUUUCAGCAGUGUGUCGACUGCUUCGAAAAGGCACUCAAAAUCAACGCCCUACAGCUUGGUGUGUGGUUUUCUCUUGGUUGUGCCUACCUUGCCUUGCAAAGUUACGAGGGAGCAGCUCGGGCUUUCCAAAGAUGCGUGGGACUGGAGCCAGAUAAUGCAGAAGCCUGGAACAACCUCUCUACGGCGUACAUUCGCCUAAGAAACAAAAACAAAGCCUUCCUCACCCUCCAGGAAGCCAUCAAGUGUAACUACGAACACUGGCAGAUUUGGGAGAACUUCAUUGUUGUCAGUAUUGAUAUCGGUGCCUUCUCUGAAGCCAUCAAGGCUUACCAUCGUUUAAUGGAUCUAAGGGACAGCUACAAGGACAUCCAGAUUAUUCAGAUCCUGGUGCGUGCUGUUGUUGAGAAGCUGACGGACAAUCAAGGCGAGCAGGCAGCGUCUUUGCAGCCCAAACUACGAGAACUUUUGGGACGUGUCAGCUCUCGCCACAGCAGCGACCCUGAAAUAUGGCGGCAGUAUGCAGUAUUGUACGGUGGUGGUCACAGCGCUUUACCAGAGGACAAUGACAAGGCACAACAGUUCUUGUCCAAAGCUUUUCGCUGUGAAAUACAAGCUGCUGGAUGGGAGAAAGAAACAUGCCUUUUUAAAAACGUCAUCAGAAGAGCCAUCAAUAUGGGGGAAGUGAGCAUCAGUUGCAGUGAGAAGAAGAAGAAUUCAGCAGAAGCUCUUCAGAUGCUUUCUUCAGCUCGUCUCAGCCUGAAGAGUUUGCUCACCAAAGCUGAGCAAACACACACUGACGUGGCGUCUGGUGCCAUCCAUGCUGAUCUGCAGGAUGACGUCGUUGAACUGGAGCAACUUGUCACACAAUUACAGGAACUUUGUGCACAACUACGAGCACAAUCCCAGUGAACAUUGUCUCACCCCUGCAGCCAAACAUCUUUAUGUUCAAUAACCAAUAAUCCACCUUCUUAUUAUUAGUACUAAAAAGUGGAAAUCAGCACUACUGAUCGACCACUUUUGUUUUUUAAUAUUUUUAAAGGUAUAUUGUCCAUAAUUAUGUAAACAACAUCAAUGAUGAUUUAUCGGAACGCUUCAAAACAACAUAUGAGUGUUUUACAUUUAUUUUGCAAACUUGUGCAUCCCAGAAGAAUAAAACCAUGUAGCUUGA